This is a messenger RNA of Truncatella angustata, 1899 nucleotides long. RefSeq lists its product as uncharacterized. Gene Ontology annotation, cellular component: nucleus. The coding region runs from base 1 to 1899 and encodes 632 amino acids. The transcript is spliced from 5 exons. The record is from RefSeq and is a predicted model, not a curated record. NCBI's taxonomy places the organism in Eukaryota, Fungi, Ascomycota, Sordariomycetes, Amphisphaeriales, Sporocadaceae. Gene Ontology annotation, biological process: regulation of DNA-templated transcription. Gene Ontology annotation, molecular function: DNA-binding transcription factor activity, RNA polymerase II-specific; transcription cis-regulatory region binding; zinc ion binding.
AUGCCGGAAGAAAAUGUAACCGCCACAAGGAUCAAAAGGAACACUGCGUGUACUUCUUGCCGAGAUGCCAAGGUUCGGUGUAACCCUAGUUCAGAUCCAAUCCAGCCUUGCCAGCGUUGUGCCAAAUUGAGUCUGGAGUGUGUGGUUGAUAAGACUCAUAAACGCGUGAGCAGGAAGAGUAAGCUGGAUGAGCUGGUACAAGAGAUUCAGUCCAUUAAACAGAGUGUUGGCGAUCGGUCCACGCCAGUGGCUCAGCCGAGCUUCGUUGUGCCAGCUCCUUUCAAAGAGCCUGUGUUGCCGCGUCUUGGUAUGCCAUCGCCCAACCUGAGCGGGCCGACUAUAUCACUGAACGGCAAUCCUCCCACUGUCUCCGCUACACAAACUCCGGCGACGACUUUCGUGGUGGACACAAAUGUGGAACCAAGUCUGCCAAGAGCUUUGGACAACCAGCCGUUCUCGGGUGAGGAUAUAGACUAUUAUUUUCAAAAGUGGGUUCUUUCUCGGCUACAUGGUGUUGCGACUGACAUGUACAGAUAUUUCGAGCACUUUCAUCCCUAUAUGCCCAUUGUACGGUACCGAGAUCCCAACAAAAUCUACGACCAGGGGAGCGUGUUGUUCUGGACGAUCAUCAUGAUAGCAUGUCGCCGCUAUGCACGCACGCCAAGCACAUUGAGCUUCCUUAUGGGUGCAGUACGACGCGAAUUGUUUUCAGUUAUUUCCAUGCUGCCUUUGUCAAUUCAUUCAAUUAACGCGCUCAUACUUGUGGGCACAUGGGUAUUCCCUGACGUCCGCUUUCUCAAUGACCCAACCUCGAUAUUUUCAGGUGUCAUCAUGAAUGCUGCUUUGCUGUUGGGCAUCCACUCUGGAAAAGGCUCGAAUCCAGAGUAUAGUAUUGGUAUGUUCCAGAACAACUUUAGCGAUGAAGAGGCCCACUACACCUGGGCAGGAUAUUGUAUCACAUCACAAAGAAUGGCUGAGUAUCGAGGUCUCCCUCCGCUUGGUAGCAGUUUCAACCAAACCGUGCAGAACGUCAUUGACGGAAAUACUCCUUUUCAUGUGCCUGGAAGCUUUCGUGUGCUGCUCGAGUGCCAGAAAUUUGCGAAUCGAGUUAGCAAAACUAUGGCAGCCUGCUUGGACGAAACGAGAGGGGUUUCUUCGCACGUCGUUCGACAUCUGGAAGAAGAGUUCGACCACAUAAGAGGUCUUAUUUGCUCAGAACGUGCAGACGACCUGGAUCGUUGGAAUGCUAUACUUGUACAACUGGAGAUUCAAACUUACUACUUAAUACCCCUACCAGGCUAUAAUCCUGAAAGCCUCAAACGGCAUGUUAUCAGAGCCUAUACAACAGCUCGAACCGUUGUCUCAGUUGCUCUGGAGUUAGAACGCUCGCACAGCUUUUUAAGGCACAUGCCCCACUUCUACUUCAGGAGCCUCCUCACUGCGUUCUGUAUCAUCUACAAGGUUUUGCGCUCGUCCUAUAUGGACUUUCUCAUCCAUAAGGAGUCUGAGCAAGCGGCGUUGGACGUUAUGAGUGCAUGUCGGCGGUCAGUAGUCCAGGAUAGAGAUCUUCCCGACCGUCUGGGAAAUCUGCUAGAAUCAAUCAAUAACUAUGCGCAACUCACGAGGUGGCAAGAGGAGCCGAUCUCAUCAUUCUCACAACGGCUGGGAGCGAGUAUUCAUUUCGACUGUCUCAACCGCUGGAAGUCUGAGAUGGACUCUUACACAGUGCGGCCUAAGAGUCAACCACCGCCGGUUGAAGGAGGCGAGACACCCGCUGCUAUCCUGCUACAAGAUCCUCUAGCAAACAUUGACUGGAGCUUCAUGGAUGAUUUCGACUGGAAUAUUGAGCCGACUUUGCUUGCACCUGGCCCUGGUAUAGCACCAGGUAUAGCGCCCUGA